UGCCGUCUUAUCAGUUUCUAUCGUGAAUUUUACUCGGCUGUUUACAAAACAUUGCGGGGAUCAUCAGCUCAUACGUCCGUACUCCGGGGCGAAGCUUGUGCGACGUUUCCUCGGAUCGCAAGCGGUUUUUUCUUCUUCUAUCCGGAUGAGAGGAGCUCUACCGCAUUUUUGUUGCUGCAACGUGGACUUAAACCUCUGUCGCUCCACGGGAGACGGGAGAGGCGUACUAUCGGAAUAAAAUUACUGUCCUCGACCAAAACAGAAGACGAAGAACGCGUCCGUGGUCGGCCUGUGGCGGAUACCCUCAAAGGAAUGCUGCUGUCCAAGCUCAACUCUCUGGCCCACAUCUCCACCGUAGACAUGCCGGCGAAAAUCCAGCUCCAAGUUCAUCAAGUGAAGGAGAGGGAGCCUUUCGAGAAGCUCUACCAGGUCGGCGCCGUGCUGGGCAGCGGCGGCUUCGGCACCGUCUACUCCGGUACGAGGGUAGCCGACGGAGCCCCGGUUGCUGUCAAGCAUGUGGCCAAGGACAGAAUCUCCGAGUGGGGAGAGCUGCCCAAUGGCUCCCGGGUCCCGAUGGAGAUCGUGCUGUUGAAGAAGGUCGGGACGGGUUUCCGCGGCGUCAUCAAGAUGCUGGACUGGUUCGAGCGGCCGGACAGCUUCAUCAUUGUGAUGGAGAGACCCGAAAACGUCAAGGACCUGUUUGACUUUAUCACGGAGAAAGGUGCCUUAUCGGAGGAGCUGGCGCGGACCUUCUUCCGCCAGGUGCUGGAGGCCGUGCGGCACUGCCACAGCUGCGGCGUGGUGCACCGGGACAUCAAAGAUGAGAACAUCCUCAUCGACCUCCGCACCGGAGAGAUGAAGCUAAUCGACUUCGGUUCCGGAGCCCUGCUGAAAGACACCAUAUACACAGACUUUGAUGGCACUAGGGUGUACAGCCCACCAGAGUGGAUCAAAUAUCAUCGCUAUAAUGGACGCUCUGCCACAGUUUGGUCCCUGGGUGUCUUGCUGUAUGAUAUGGUGUGUGGGGACAUCCCAUUUGAACACGACGAGGAGAUCACAAAAGGGCAGGUCCUCUUCCGGAGGAGAAUUUCCACAGAAUGCCAGCAGCUGAUCAAGUGGUGUCUGUCUCUGCGGCCGGCUGACCGUCCAUCCUUUGAGGACAUCAUCAACCACUCGUGGAUGCAGAGCACAUCCUCCUCCGUGGUCCCAUCCACCGUUCAGACAGAGAAGACGACCGCAGAGAUCCGGCUGCACAGCAUCAGCCACGAGCCCACAGCCUUCAUGCCCACCCCUGUGGGCGUGGCUCGGUGAUGGAGGCUCGCUCCGGGCUGCUCUGGCCCGAACUGGAGACUAUUACAGAGGACUUAUGUAACAGACUUGAAGCAGAGAGGUGGGGUGGGCUGUGCACCAGGUGCACACACAGGCAAGAGCAAGGUGUAAAGGACUAUACAAAGAGGAGGUCGGCAUCAUGACAAAGCCGCCACCCUUUGAAUGCAUCCUGACAAGCCACACCCUCUCCACCCCAACUACUUGAUUUUCCCGGCUGUCGACCCUCAUCAGCGUCAGAACAUCAUCCUCUCUGGACUCUGAUCUAGGCAGCGGGUGUUUAUCAGUCUGUAGGAGGGUUUGCUCUGUAUCUCCGUUAAGCAAAUACAGUACAUGUGCUGGCUGUUCUGCUGAAUGGCAAGCGGACAGCGCAUAACAGAGUUAUGUAACCUCUCGCUACACUGUGCUCUCCUCUCCCUCUAUUCUCUGUCACUGAAGAGUAGGAAGAGCAGAAGCGUUGGCGUAGGGGGAGGGGUUUCAAAAAGUGCCUUCUGUGAGAUUGCUGGGGGACCCUGAAAAUACUUGAAUUUGUGGAAGCAAAAAGGCUCCUGUUCUCGACAACCUUUUUGCUCCUUACUCUGUACAAGGCUUUAUAUUGUUUAUCGCUGUUUUUCUUUUCCUCUCAUGGGCCUAGAUCAGUAAAGCCUAUGCCAUUUACAACCACUACUAUCACUACUUCUACUACUCCAAUGUCAUUAGCAACCAGUCAACCUCAUCGCUCCGGCAGCAGCCCGUGCAAACAGAUCAUAAAAAAGAAACACUGGACUUACCUCACUCUCUUUACUACAGCAUCCACCUCUAAUCUACAACCUCCACUUCCUCCUCUUCUCGUGUUGUACUGUAUACAAACACGAGGCUUAGGCGACCACUCGUUCACAUCCACCUGAAUGCACACCACAAUGCAAACUGAACCAUACCGAAAUACAACAUCCUCUGCUCUUCGCUUUGAUUUUUUUUUUAAUGUUUAAACAGUGCCUCACACAGGUCUUAAAAUUCGGUGGAGACAAGAAUUGUAAAUAAUAAUGAUAUUUAUUAUUGCUGUGACUUCUUUCUCACACUCAAUGAGCGCAGAAUUUAUUUAUUUAUUUAUGAGAGAAUUUGGGCUGUAUGUGCUUCAUUCCACAGUCAGUGAAGGGCCAACAGAUUAUUUAAAGACAAACAAAGACGAGAUGAAUUUUUUGACCAUAUUUAUGGCUUGAAAUUUUAAAAGAGCAGACGUGUGUGUGUGUAUGUUUGUGUAUGUCGUGUAAAUAACGUUGUAAAUAGUCCCGAAAGCACUUCCAUCUUAAUGUAUCUAAACAUUGAACGUCUACUGAUGGUAACUGGUUCUGUUACGCUGUCGUCUGCUGUGUGAGCAAGUGAGUGUGUGUGUGUGAGUGUGUGUAUGAAUGUCUUUGUGUGUGUGAGAGAGAAAGGAUGAGGAAACUUCUGGUGUCAUGACUGCAGCUUGGAUUGUUGUUUUUUUCAUCCAUUCAAAUUAGAAUUGUAAAUUAUGCUAGAAACUAUUUUUAUACAAUUUCAAUAAAUAUUUUUUUUAACUAUGA
Chelmon rostratus (copperband butterflyfish) is the source of this 2870-nucleotide messenger RNA. RefSeq names its product Pim-1 proto-oncogene, serine/threonine kinase (gene pim1). Gene Ontology annotation, biological process: negative regulation of apoptotic process; protein autophosphorylation. NCBI's taxonomy places the organism in Eukaryota, Metazoa, Chordata, Actinopteri, Chaetodontiformes, Chaetodontidae. The record is from RefSeq and is a predicted model, not a curated record. Gene Ontology annotation, molecular function: protein serine/threonine kinase activity; ATP binding. Bases 313 to 1311 code for a protein of 332 amino acids. The transcript has 6 exons. Gene Ontology annotation, cellular component: cytoplasm.